Molecule: messenger RNA, 1599 nt
Organism: Petromyzon marinus (sea lamprey)
Lineage: Eukaryota; Metazoa; Chordata; Hyperoartia; Petromyzontiformes; Petromyzontidae
Source: RefSeq, a predicted model, not a curated record
CACCACCCACCCCUGUCCUCCUGCCCUCCCCCAGCCCAUGGACGCGUCUGCCCAGUGCGACCCCUCUCCCUCCGAGGGUCCCCAGGGGGGCCUCUCGGCCCCCCCACACCGGCCCGGUGUGGUCGCCACCGCCGGCGUCACCGCCGGCGUCACCGCCGGCGUCACCGCCACAGCCAGCACCACAGCGUUUGGGACAGGAGUGGUUCAGCUCAAACGCUGUCGUGAGGACCGUGCUGAUGCAGCAGCAGCAGCAGCAGCAGCCUCAGCAGCCGCGGCUGCCGAUGCAAUGGAAGCUUCAUCGGCGGCAUCGUCAUCGGCGCCAUCGGCGAUGGGCACGGCUGGCGGCGGCGGCGGCGAUGGCGCCGGGAGGGCCGACGUCGAGGGAGGGGAGCCCAAGAGGAAGCGUCCUUGCAUUGCUACCCUACAGGAGGGAGUGGUUCCUGAGGAGAGCCGUGGAGACCCCCAGCAGGAGAGUGUGGGGCUACACACGGACCCUCACGCACAGGAAGCGCCGUCGCCGCACGACACGGACGUCCCAACGAGCGGCGCCUCCCUCACCAGCGCCUCCCUCACCAGUGCCGCCCUCACCAGUGCCGCCCUCACCAGUGCCGCCCUCACCAGCGCCACCGCCCUCACCAGCGCCACCGCCACGGUGGCGGAGGUGAUCGUGAUCGACAGCGAGGAGGAGGACGAGGACGAGGAGGAGGAGGAGGAGGAAGAGGAAGAAGAGGAGGAGGAAGAUGAGGACGAGGAGGAGGAGGAGGAGGAAGAGGAGGAGGAGGAUGAGGAGGGAGGAGAUGAGGUGGAGGGAGAGGACGAAGAGGAGGAGGAGGAAGAGGACGAGGAGGAGGAUGAAGACCUCGUGGGGCAGGGAGGGUACGAGGCUGGGGAUGCACAGGUACGUGAUGACGGAGUUGACGAGGAGGAGGAGGAGGAUGAUGGGGAUGAUGGUGAUGAUGAUGAUGGGGAUGAUGGCGGUGAUGACGAUGGUGACGACGCCAUCCAGGACGAUCCGACGUCUGGCGAUGCGAUGGAAGAGCUGGUGGAUGAGGAAGAAGAAGCUAUGGACGAUGUUGGAGCGGAAAGUGAAACGUCACAAUCCCAGGACCUGGCUCUCUCCAGCGCUCCCGCUGAUGACGCCUCCUCCGACGCCCCCCUCGAGGGCUCCCUCGGGACGGCCCCUGGGGCGGCCCCUGGGGCAGCCUCUGGGGCAGCCUCUGGGGCAGCCCCUGGGGCGGCCCCUGGGGCAGCCUCUGGGGCAGCCUCUGGGGCAGCCCCUGGGGCAGCCUCUGGGGCGGCCUCUGGGGCGGCCUCUGGGGCGGCCUCUGGGGCAGCCCCUGGGGCGGCCUCUGGGGCAGCCUCUGGGGCAGCCUCUGGGGCGGCCUCUGGGGCAGCCUCUGGGGCAGCGCUGCCCCAGCCUCGGCGGCCCUGCCCCCGGAUCCCGUUCCGGAGGCCAUCUGUUGGUGGACGCGUGGGGCCCAUCACUCCAGGCCUCUCCAACGUGCCUCCGUUCGUGUUCGAGGAGGAUGACGGCAUGGUGCCCAGCACUCCUACACUGGGCGUGCCACAACGGACAGACGACUUCGCACAAGCCAUCAA